AUGAAUUUUCCCAAGAAAAUUAUGUUGGAUGAAGAAGAUCCUUACAAUAUUGGAGGUUAUAGCAGCUCAGACGAUGGCGGAAACGAGAGGUACUUCAGUUAAUCUCAGCUUUGCAAAUACUCCUUCGGACCUCGAUGAAAUGCUUUUCGGGAUACAUGUAAUAGAGACAGUCUUUACGCGAUCGCCUGGUUUCCGUGUGUUUCGGCCAAAAACUUACAAAUUUUAACACAGACGUGCGUCAAUGCUCAGGAUAUAUGCCGGUAUUGUCACCGUCUGGAUUCUGCUCUGUAAAAAUGGUUGUAUACAGUCGCAUUUUGUUUCCAAAAAAUGUGCGAAUGACGUAAAAUGAAACGCCAUGCGACCCUUAGUGACGAUUUCCUGGUUAAGAAGGAAUGACAAGGAUUUACAUGGCUUAUCCAUCUGUCGUUUGGUUUAAAAUUUAUCCGUUUCUUGGUAGCAAACACUCCCUAUGACACAAAAUUUUGAUGCGCCUUCAGCUUCUGUGGUUAUUUUUGCGAGUUGCAUUUUUUUCAUCUUUAAAAGGAAUAGAUUAAACUGGCAGCUUUACAAUAGCUGAAAUAAUGAAAAUGGAUACAGAACCUUUGUCAAUCAUUUCUGACAGUUUCUGCUGAUGUAAAUCGUUAAGCAGGAAAGAAAAGUUUGCACCAAGAGAGAAAAUUUACACAGAAGAUUUGACUGAAAAAUCAUAUAAUAUGAAGCCUUCAGCUGCAGUUAGUGCAGCAGUGCAUAUAGUUUGUUUUGAGAGAUAUUUUAUCCAUACUCUUAAUCUAUAUGGAGAAUUUAUUUCUGAAUUGCAGUUGUAAUAUCUCUGUCAGUGUGUGGUUUAGCAUGUGAUCUAGAAAUUUCCUGAAUGCCUGUCACCUGCUCUCAACCCUCUUUUGUUUCAAUGCAAAAUUCUUCCUUCUUUUUUUGUUUGUUUCGCACUAUUACAUUCAAUCAUCUUUACCCUUAGUCCUGAGAAAUAUAAGCCAGCAAAGACAUUACAUUUUCUGACCGUGAAGAACUAGUUAUGAAUGCCCUCCUUGCAUUCGGAUCAAGCAGCCUUUUGAGUUGCUAUUCUCAAAGGGUCAUAUUCUGGCUAAUUAUCUCGUCGCCAGUAUUUUGCUAUUGUGGCAAGCGUUUAGUACUCGUACUAAAUCUUAUCGAUUAGGAUUAUAAGACAAUGCAACGGAUGUAUGAUCUGAGGAGAGUUGGUCGCUGAACUGAUUUAUGCUUGCAUAGCUUGCCUAGUAAAUAUGGCAUAUCACAAAGCAACGGGCCUUCAGAGGAGUCUGGGGGCACGUAUCUGUUUGUCCAGAAAAAAUAUUGAAAUUCGAAACUUCUUAGACAUAUUUCUAGCAUUCUGAGACAUAUUUUUUUAGCCAGACAUAAAUGUUAGAAUCAGUUAAAAAAUAUUUCUUUUCUGUCUUUGAUCACAAUUCAAAAACAGCUCCUCUGAUUUAAAGAUAACCCUAAUCGCUUUUUGAAUGAAGUUUUUUUUUUCUUUGCUGUCAGCUCUGAUGACGAGUUUGUCACAGAGGGAUUAUUAAAAGAUCAAAAGCAAGAAACAGGAAGCAGCAGUGAGGAUGAGUUUGAGAAGGAAAUGGAUCUUGAGCUGGAAAGUGUGAUAAAAAGUUAUGAGGGAGAUCAUGGUAAACAGUUUAUUUAACCCUUUAACUCCCAAGAUCUAAUUGUUUACUAUCUCUAUCAGCUACAACACGCUUCUUUAUGAAUUAUAUAGGAGAAUCUGGUGUUAGAUCAAGUUUGAGUGUUCACAUUACCUUUUUGCUGAAAAAUGUAGGGAUAUGGAGAGGUUACACAUUUAUCUUUUUAAUUCCUUUAUCGCUUUUGUGGAAAAUUCUACCGUCACUUCACAUGUAUUAUGAGUAGUUUUGUAAAACAUCAGGGGAUAGCUUCAUUUUGAAAAGAGCAACUGUCCUUUGCCAGAGAGGGCAACACCUCAAGAGAAAAAUAAUAACAACAAACAAAAAGAAAAAAAAUAAAGGGUAUAUGGUGGCAGAAGAUCACAGUCUGAAAAUGGUGUAUUUGAUUGACUUAAAUUUUCAAGGAAUGAUACAUAUCACAAUGAAGACAUACUUCCUUUGACUGGAAAACUUUGUUCUUGAUUUAUUGUUGCAGUCUUGACUUGUGAUAUCUUUAAUAUCAACAGUGAAUUUUUUUUUAAUGUACUACAGUUGUUAAAAAGUAAUAUUAUCUUAAAUGAUGUUUUCCUUUUCAGAGGAUCAAGGUAAUCAGAAUACAAACAUUACUGUAGGGAAAAGUGUAAAUGAUGCAACUUCAAGCAAUAACAACACUCAAGAUGGUGAUGCUGCUGAAGACAACAAUACCAUGUAUGCCGAAGACUACUUCAGUUCAGGUUCAGACGAUGAACACCGAGUUGGUGGACAGCCUUCAAAAUCCAAGGAAAGGAGGAAAAUGUUAACCAAUGAUGAAUUGUUGUACGAUCCAGACAUGGAUGAUGAAGAUGAACAAUGGGUGAUUAGACAAAGACAGGACCACAGACAGAGAAGUAUGAUAACUAAAAACGUCUUAAUUUUGACGAAUUGUUAACAUAGCAGUAUCCCAUGCCAGAUAUCAAGUCAACUUCAUUUUCAAUAAAGGAAAUAAUCAUGAACCCAAGAAACUCCUAACUGUGAGAUAAAUUCUUCUCAUAAGUAACAUAGGCAAUUUGUAGAGAACAGUAUGGGGAAAUUGCAUACUGAUGUUAGGGUGUAAGGGGUUAUUUUAUAAUAAACUACUUGACAGCUUGCUGGUUCAAAUUGUACCUUAAAUUCUCUAUUUAACCAGCAACCUUUGAGCCCUCCUCCCUCUUUUCCAUGAUAUACAUAUCAGAGAUCAGUGAAUUCCUACUAUUACAAAGAAUUAUCCCUCUAAAUUUUGAUGGCUUGUGAAGCCAUUUUUUCUUGUCAAAUUCAGUAGCAGAGCCCAUAUUCACCCAAUGUAGUAAAUCCUCUUGUUACCCUUUUCACUCCCAUGAAUGACCAAGUAGGAAUUUCUCUUUACAAUAUUAGUACUAUAUUAAGCAAACGGGUGAUGAGAAUCAAGAAGAUAUCAAUUAACCCUUUGAGUCCCACUAGUGAUCUAGACAGAAUUUCUCCUUACACUAUCAGUACAAUAUCAAGCAUACAAGUAAUGAGAAUAAAGAAAAAUAUCAAUUAGGGGAUUAUUGGUUGAUCCGGUUCCAAAUUCUCCAAACUAACAUUAUAUGAAUUGUAUGACAGACAGUGAGGAGAAUUUCUAAUGAGAUCUUGGGAGUUAAAGGGUUAAGGAGUAAUUAUUUCAUUUAGCACCAAAUUCUCAGUACUAACUUCAUAAGAGAUCCAUGGCAAACAGUAAAAAUAGUCACUAAUGAGAUCUUGGGAAUGAAAGGGUUACUUAGUACUCUUCUCCUGCUACUGCAUCGCAUAAUACAGACCUUACUACUGUGGUAGAAUCACAUUGAUAGUCCUUGCCAUGGGUAUGUAUUGUAUAUAGACUCCUGGCAAACAUUUUAUGAGGGCUUUUUAAGACUUACACUACUGUUAAAAGAAGGAACCACUUGGAUACCAUAAUGUAUAACCAUGAAACAUUUUCUUUCAACAACUUGAAAUUUAGUACAGCAAAGAAUAAACACAGUCAGAAGUACAGAGGAAAACCAAGAGGAAAACCAAGAGGAAUCUUCAGCAAGUAAAAAGAAAACUAAAAAGUCCAAACAGAAUGUGGAAAAAGUUCCUUCAAGUGAUGCUAUACUGUCUUGUCCAGCAUGUAUGACAACACUAUGCAUUGACUGUCAGAGGUAAGUGGCAGAGUUUUCAGUUGCAUGAAAGACAAUUUAUCCAUUCUUAGUGUGCAAAUUGCAAAAUUUUUGAAAUGGGUUUUGAGUCUGGUAAAUUGCACAUAUUUAUUUUCUUGCACUGCAGUAACAAUAACUUGUACACUAUUAUCAGAGAGACUUGUCUUCCAAACUGCACUAAACCUCUUAAGUUGAUGAAAAUUCUGUUUUAUUGGAGAAUAGAGAAGUAAAUAACUGCAUCAAAAUUUUGAAGUAUGGUUCUGAAUUUUUUCAUUUUGGACAGGUAAAUUGCACUCUAUUUUCAAAGAGCAACCUUUGCAUCAUCACUUUGUUGGUUUCAUUGUUAAAAAGAUGUUUUUUUUUCAUUUCUGGUGCAUGUUAAAAAAAAAACAAACAAAUAUGAAUUGUACUAGCAAAGUAGACAUUUUUUUAAAAAAAUUCAGUAACUUUGGAGAACUUUCGUAGUAUUGUCCCUAAAAUUAGGGAAUCUUCCAGUUGCUUUUACAAAGAGCAGGUUUAGAGAAAAACUUGCGUUUUGGUAUCUUUUCUUCCUUGCAGACAUGACAUGUACAAAAACCAAUACAGAGCUAUGUUUGUUAUGAACUGUAAAGUUGUUAAAGAUGAAAUUCUAAGAUAUGAGCCAUCUCAACAACAAAAACCAGGGAAGAAGCGAAAGAAAGCUCAGAAGGGAAAACUUGUUCAACUCACUAAAGACAGUGCAACCUCAGCUGACAGUUCCUUGUCAGAAUGUUAUCACCCUGUGGCUUGUACAGAAUGCAACACAGAAAUAGCUGUGUAUGAUGGUGAUGAGGUUUAUCACUUUUUCAAUGUUUUGGCAAGCCAUGCUUAAUUAAAGAUAGAUCAUAAUAAAUUAUUUGUUUUGUGACCAGGACUUGGUGGUUGUUGUUUACUCCAAGGCA
Pocillopora meandrina is the source of this 4713-nucleotide messenger RNA. The record is from the annotation of a GenBank genome assembly. NCBI's taxonomy places the organism in Eukaryota, Metazoa, Cnidaria, Anthozoa, Scleractinia, Pocilloporidae.